Messenger RNA from Cuscuta campestris, 1799 nucleotides. The record is from the annotation of a GenBank genome assembly. NCBI's taxonomy places the organism in Eukaryota, Viridiplantae, Streptophyta, Magnoliopsida, Solanales, Convolvulaceae.
ACACAGACAAUUAUCAUUUGUGUUUGUCUGUGCGAAGCAUGAGUGCACCCAUGGUAGUACCCAUGUGGUGGCACCCUAGCAUUUUCUUUGGAAAAAAGAUGAGUUGGGCAUAGUUUGGUCAAAGUUGAAUUGGAAGCGCAAGAAGUCACCCUCAACAGACACACCCCCACGGUCCCCGCCAAAGCCCCACCCCACCGGGCAGACGCUGACAAAACACACAGAAAUUGCAUUGCGAGGGGAUGAAAUGCGAAGAAUGGCAGCCGUCGGGAGUAACGCCGGCGCUACCGGCGGCGAAGUAUGGAAAGCUCAUGUCGCCAUGGCAAUGGUUCAGGUCUUCUAUGGAGGAUAUCAGGUGAUUACCAAGGUGGCCCUCAAUGUCGGCGUCAAUAAGCUCGUCUUCUGCGUCUACCGCGAUCUCAUCGCCCUCUCCAUUCUCAUCCCCGUCGCCUACUUCCGGGAACGAAGAUUGAGACCCCGUAUAAAUAGGCAGCUGCUAUUGUCAUUCUUUACCCUAGGAUUAACAGGGUAAGAUAAAUGGGCUCGAAGCUGUUUAAGUUCAAUUUUCUUCUUAAAAGUGUGAUGGAAUAAAUCAAAAUGGAUCUCUAAACUGUCUGCGCUUCUUUAAUUAAUGAAGUAGCAGUUAGUCAAGCAAUGCAACUUUCGACGUUGAGCCGGGGGUCUCUUUGGAAACAGCCUCUCUACUUUCGAGUAGGGGAUAAGUCCCUGACACAAUAUCUUUCUGGAAAAUUGAAACAGGGUUUUCGGAAACCAACUCUUGUUUAUGAUUGGUCUUGCAUAUACGACUCCUGCUUAUGCUGCAGCAGUACAACCUGCUGUGCCAGUAUUUACAUUUAUAUUGGCCGUGCUGAUGGGCACAGAAACACUGAAGCUGCUUACUCGAGAAGGUCAAGCAAAGAUCGGAGGUACGAUUGUAUGUGUUUCAGGUGCUAUUGUGAUGACACUGUUUCGAGGUCCAGCCAUCCUUGGGUUUAUAGAAUCAGAGUUCACAGCACAAAGUGAAAUAAGUGCUCGUGGUCAGCCUGAACCGUCUGGAUGGUUAAUGUCUAGUUUCCUGGAAUUUGGUUUUGAUUACUGGCACCUUGGCAUGCUGUGCUUAAUAGGAAACUGUAUAUGCAUGGCAGCAUACCUAGCCUUUCAGGCACCAGUUCUUAAGAAAUAUUCUGCAAGCAUAUCUUUGACAGCAUAUUCAUAUCUUUUUGGCACCAUAUUCAUGGUAACCACAGCACUUUUUACAACAAGCCUGCCCACAGAUUGGAGUUUGACACAAUCUGAAGUUAUUGCAGUGUGCUAUGCUGGAGUUAUUGCAUCCGCGCUUAACUAUGGACUCCUGACAUGGUGCAAUAAGAUUAUUGGGCCUGCUUUAGUUGCUCUCUACAAUCCUCUUCAACCUGCUGCCUCAGCAUUCCUAUCACGAAUUUUUCUUCAAAGCCCUAUUUAUUUGGGAAGCAUAUUGGGAGGACUUUUGAUCAUAGCUGGUCUUUAUUUGGUAACAUGGGCAUCAUAUAGAGAGAAACACUCAUCAAUGGUAACUAUUCCUCAUACUUUUCGCUCAUCAGAACCUCUAAUUCUCAGAGAAUCUUCACCUAACAAGAUCUCAUAGCAGACUGGACAAAGUUUAUACGAUCCUACAUGUACACCUGCCUAAGAUGAUCGAAUAGCAAGUCUUACACUCCGUUUAUAGUUACAGGAAGAUCUUACUGUGUCUUAUUUGAUAUUCACAUGUUCAAGCAUCUAUAAAGAUGAUUAUUAAUUGUCUCCCGGCAUUGUAGAUGUUAAUG